Molecule: messenger RNA, 1589 nt
Organism: Melospiza georgiana
Lineage: Eukaryota; Metazoa; Chordata; Aves; Passeriformes; Passerellidae
Exons: 2
Coding region: 94-1047 (317 amino acids)
Source: RefSeq, a predicted model, not a curated record
GUGUCCCCGGGCGUGUCCCCCCUAUCCCGGCCAGCGGCCCUUGGAGUGUCCCCGGAGUGUCCCCAAAGCGUCCCCGGAGUGUCCCCAGCGGCCAUGGAGCCCCGCGAGCUGUUGGAGGUGCUGGUGGCCGUGGUGGCCACGCUUGGUGAGCUGGCAGCCACUGUGGCCGGGCCGUACAGGGAUGUGCUGCUGCAUGUGUCCCCAAGGUCCCUGCACAAGGCCCUGGGGACCUUCAUCGGUCACCUCCAGGACACUCUGGACCACCAAGGUGUCACCUCCCUGGGCCAGGCCCUGGCUGCCUUUAGGGCCAACCUGGGGGCCACCUGGGCCCAUGUGACAGCCGCAGCCAGUGCCUGGCGGGAGUCAGUGGCCAUGAUCGAGGACAGCUGGGCCCGGCUGGCCCGAGAGGCCACCGAGCUCCGUGACGCCUGCAGGGAUGCGGUCACUGCCGAGGCCACCACCGCGGCCACCAGCAGCGCCCUGGCUGGAGACCUGCAGGACAAGGCCACCCGCUGGGGGACAGCUCAGGAGAACCUGGUGGCCAAAGCCUGGCAGCUGCCACUGGCCACGGACAAGGAGAAGAUGGCCUCGGAGGAGGCAGCGCACGAGGCCCGGCUGGCGGCUGCCAGCAAAGAGACAGAGGCAGCCUCCAAGGCCAUGGAAGAUGCCGUGGUGGCCAGAAGCGAGGGGGAGGCAGCCACCAGGAGGGGACAGCGGGCAGAAGCAGCCCUGGGGCUGCUGGAGCGCUUGGUGGCUGCGUGUGACAAAGCCACUGCGUUCCCCCGGGAGCUGCAGUGUUGGCUCAGGGACAUCGAGGCCGCCCUGAAGGGGACAAAUGAGGCAUCCCCUGAUGUCCCUGAGGGCUUGGUGGCCAAGGUGGCCAAGGCCGAGCGGCUGUGGGAGGCCAGCAGCCGCCUGGCCACACGUCACCUGCUGAGGACACUUGGGGACAUCCGCAGGCUCCCUGGUGGCCCCGGUGCCCACGCGGUGGCCGAGAGGUGCCAAAGAGCCAUUGAAGACAUCCCGAGGCUGCUAGAAGGACAGUGAUGUCACCACUGUGAUGUCAUCGGGGUGGUGACACCAUUGGGGACAUCGCUGCUGUCACCUGUCCCCUGCCACUGUCCCAGCACAGGAUUUGAAAUAAAUCUGCGGAAUUUUCAUUAAAAUUGUCCCAAAUACUGAUGGGAAUUCCUGGGGUGACAUCACUGGGGAUAUUUGGGGACAGGAACCAACCCAGCAAGCCCUGGUCACUCAUGGGUGCUGUUUCCACGGUUAUGGGGACAAAUGGGGUCCUGGAAGGGAAAAUGGGGUUUUGAGGGGGUGAACUGGGUCCUGGCAGGGGAAUGAGCGUCCUGAGGGGGAAAAUGGGAUCCUACAUAGAUCAUUGAGGGUCCUGGAGGGGUAAAUUGGGGUCCUGGCAGGUUAAAUGGGGGUCCUGGCAGGUUAGAUGAAGGUCCUGAAUUCCAUCUGUAGGACCCCAAUGAACGCUUCAGAACCCUCAUUUACCCUUCCAGGACCUUCAUUUCCCCUGCCAGGACUCUGAGCCCCCCACUCUCAAGGCCACAUUUCCCCUUCCAGGACCCCAAUCA